This is a messenger RNA of Penicillium lagena, 1320 nucleotides long. RefSeq names its product NAD(P)/FAD-dependent oxidoreductase. The transcript is spliced from 3 exons. NCBI's taxonomy places the organism in Eukaryota, Fungi, Ascomycota, Eurotiomycetes, Eurotiales, Aspergillaceae. Bases 1 to 1320 code for a protein of 439 amino acids. The record is from RefSeq and is a predicted model, not a curated record. Gene Ontology annotation, molecular function: saccharopine oxidase activity; flavin adenine dinucleotide binding; sarcosine oxidase activity.
AUGGCCUCAAGAAGCAACCCCUCGUACCUCAUUAUCGGCGCUGGCGUCUUUGGUGUGUCAACUGCCUAUCACCUCAUCCAGAAGUAUCCCAAUGCAUCGGUGACUCUGGUGGACCGGGAUGCAUAUGACGCCGAGUCUCGCGUGGCUGCAUCAUGGGAUUGGAACAAGGUGGUUCGCGCUGACUACGACGACAAAGUCUACUGUAGACUGGCUCUGGAGGCUCAAGACAUUUUCAAAUCGGAUCCCCUUUGGCAGCCUUAUUUCACCCAGACUGGCGUCUACUGGACAUGCCGCAGCAACUACGCCCAAAACGUCAUCACCAUCCACAAGGAACUCGGCCGCAAUGACGAUAUCAUUGCCCUGCCUGUCGCUGAGGCCCGAAAGCUUUACAGCGGAUUGUUUGACAAUGCUGACUAUACCGGCGUCAAGGAGGUUCUCGUGAACAGGGCCAGUGGCUGGGCCGCUGCUGGAGAUGCUCUUCGAGCAGUCACGAAAAGGUGCUUGGAAUUGGGCGUCAAGUACGUGACGGCUGAGGUCGCCAGUCUGGAAUUCGAUGGUCACGGUUCUUGCACUGGUGUCCAGACGAGAUCUGGAGAGACCCUGUCGGCCACGCAUGUCAUUGUCGCUGCUGGCGCUUUCACGCCCACUUUGCUAGAGUGGAGCGCUGCGAAGAGCGGCAACGCAGGUCUUCGGGCUGAAGAGCGAAUUCUGGCUGCCGGCAUUGCGACCGGAAUGGCACAGCUCAAUGAGGAGCAGUACAAGAAGUUCAAGGACAUGCCCGUUGGCUUCCAGGGCUACACACCUGAUGAGGGCAAGCCCUUCAUUGGUAGUCUUCCACCUACCAAGGACGGAGAGCUCAAGUGGUGGGGAUCCAAGAUUUUCACAAACACUCGAGAGGUGUUGCCUGGCCGUCACAUCUCGUCUCCGCCGCCUUCGCACGACUACAACCAGUGGAAGGUCCCUGGACCUCUCAAGCAAGACAUUGUCGAGUCCAGGAAUCUGUGGUACGGACCCGAGAGUGCGAGUUGGGAGAUGAAAAAACACCGAAUUUGCUGGGACGCUUUCACCACCACCUCGGACUUUAUCAUUUCUCCUCACUCGGCCUCCAAGGGACUCUACGUCGCCACUUGCGGUUCGUUCCACGGCUUCAAGUUCUUCCCCGUGCUUGGCAAGUACAUCACACAAAUGCUUGAGGGCGAGUUGGCGCCUGAAUUGGUGGAGAAGUGGGCUUGGGAUAGACAGCGACCUGAUUCCUCCCAAAACGUCGAGUACCCGAAUUCUGAGAUGAGGCAUCUCUUGGGGCCUACCGCGAAGCUGUAG